AUGCCCCUAACUCAAUUAACUCGGAAGGGCAACUCGUUUGUUUGGAGUGGAGCUUGCGAGUUUAGUUACCCAGAACUCAAGCAAAGACUAGUUUCAGCACCAGUGCUUACUGUGACAAACAAAACAGGAUAUUACAUUAUUUGUAGUGAUGCUUCUAAGAACGGGCUAGGUUGUGUUUUGAUGCAAUGGGGUAAAGUUAUUACUUAUGCAUCUUGUAGAGCAAAUGUAGUUGCAUAUGCCUUAAGCAGGAAGACUGCCCAUACAUCAGCCUUGAUCAUCACCUUGACUCAUAUUCUUAGUGAUUUGGAAUGUGCAGAUAUAGUAGCUGUAGUGGGUGAUGUUACUGCACAGUUGCAAUACAAAGAUGUAUCAARACUUAAACCAGUACUAUUGGUGGAUAACAUGAAGAAAGAUAUAGCAGACUUUGUAAGUAAGUGUCUGGUUUGUCAGCAGGUGAAGGCGUCGAGACAGAAACUGGCAGGUACUCGGYUGGAACUCAGUACAUCCUUUCAUCCACAGACGGAUGGUCAAGUUGAUGUGAAACCACGUUUGAUACGGUGGAUUUUGUUACUUCAAGAGUUUGAUAUUGAAGUUAGGGACAGGAAGGGUACUGAAAACCAAGUUGCUGAUCACCUGUCUAGAUUGGAAUCCCCGCUCUGGGAUGAUGGAACUGUUAUACGUGAACAUUUUAUUGACGAGCAACUCUUGCGAGUUGAUUCAGUUYCRUGGUAUGCCGAUAUAGCAAAUUAUUUAGUAAGUCGAAUAGUUCCUUAUGAGUUUAACAAGCAACAAGUAAAGAAAUUUCUAAAUGAAGUUCGAUUUUAUCGUUGGGAUGAACCUUUUUUAUAUAAGCUAGGACCUGACAAUAUCUUAUGCAGGUGUGUAGCAGAAGAAGAGCACGAGGUUUGUGACAAAUGCCAAYGGACAGGUAAUAUAUCUAAACGCCAUGAAAUUCCUCAAACCCCGAUCCUUGAGAUUGAAAUAUUUGAYGUGUGGGGUAUAGAUUUGAUGGGUCCAUUUYCAUCUUCUAAUGGUAAGCUUUAUAUAUUGUUAGCAGUAGAUUAUGUUUCGAAAUGGAUAGAAGCCAUUGCAACUGCUACCAAUGAUUCUAAAGUUGUCAUUCGUUUUCUGCAAAAGCACAUUUUUACGCGUUAUGGAACCCCGCGUUGUCUGAUAAGCAAUAGGGGGGCUCAUUUUGUGAAUAGGUCUAUGCAAAAGUUGCUGGCUGAAUACAAUGUGCGUCAUAGGGUUGCAACAGGAUAUCAUCCUCAGUCGAAUGGGUUAGCCGAAAUAUCUAAUAGGGAGAUAAAAAACAUUUUAGAAAAAACUGUAAAUUUUAAUCGUAGGGAUUGGUCUUUGAAGCUUGAUGAUUCACUUUGGGCAUAUAGGACARCAUUUAAGACUCCCCUCGGCAUGUCCCCCUAUAGGCUAGUCUUUGGAAAAACAUGUCAUUUGCCUCUUGAGCUAGAAUAUAAAGCAUUUUGGGCUACUAAGAAAUUAAAUUUUGAUUUGUCGGCUGCAGGUGAAGCGAGGACGUUACAAUUGUUGGAAUUAGAAGAACACAGGCAAUUUUCUUAUSAGAAUGCUAAGYUGUUUAAGGAAAAAACUAAACAGUGGCACGAUAGGCGUCUUCGGCCGAACAAUCUUCAAGAAGACGGAUAUUCGGGAUAUAACCAGAUUACCAUCGCUCCGGAGGAUCAAGAGAAGACGACGUUCACUUGUCCGUAUGAGACAUUUGCCUUUAGGCGUAUGCCUUUCGGUCUAUGCAAUGCACCGACGACAUUUCAAAGGUGUAUGAUGGCCAUUUUUUCGGAUAUGGUAGAAAAUAUUCUUGAGGUUUUUAUGGAUGACUUUUCAGUUUUUGGAAAUUCUUUUGAUAAUUGUUUAUUGAAUUUAGAAAAUGUUUUACAAAGAUGUGAGGACACAAAUCUUGAUUGGGAGAAGUGCCAUUUUAUGGUACGAGAAGGGAUAGUGCUAGGCCAUAAGAUUUCGAAAAAUGGGAUUGAGGUGGAUCGUGCUAAAAUUGAUGUUAUUUCAAAAUUACCACCUCCCACAAAUGUUAAAGGAAUAAGAAGUUUUUUAGGCCAUGGGGGUUUCUAUUGACGUUUUAUAAAAGAUUUUACAAAGAUUUCAAAACCCUAUUGCCAACUUUUGGAAAAUGAUAGACCAUUCGUAUUUGAUAAUGCUUGCAUGAUAGCUUUUGAAACUUUAAAAAUUGCUUUGAGCUCGGCUUCAAUAAUUAUAGAACCUAACUAGGAGUUACCCUUUGAACUUAUGUGCGAUGCUAGUGAUUAUGCUUUAGGGGUCAUGUUAGGUCAAAGAAGGGAUAAGUUUUUACAUCCAGUAUAUUAUGCAAGGACAAAAGUAAUUGUUUAUACUGAUCAUUCUGCUCUAAAGUAUUUAUUUGCAAAGAAGGAUACAAAACCACGUUUGAUACGAUGGAUUUUGAUACUUCAAGAGUUUGAUAUAGAAGUAAGGGACCGUAAGGGAAUGAAGAACCAAUAUGCUGACAUUGCAAAUUACUUGGUAAGUCGUAUUAUUCCUCAUGAAUUCAGUCGGCAGUGUGUAGCGGACGAAGAGCAAAAAGCAAUUUUGGAGGCUUGUCAUAUGUCUCCAUAUGGAGGGCAUUUCACUGGACAAAAGACCGCAACGAAGGUAUUACAAAGCGGGUUCUUCUGGCCCACUUUAUUCCGUGAUGCACUAGCUUCGCUCAGCUUGAAAGUAUUGUUCGACGUCAAAGAUGAAAUUCUCAAGGACCUUGGCAUCGCGAGCCCCGCCAAAGGGCUUAGGCUCCGGAAUCUUCACCUUGUUAAACUGGACAUUGCCCCCUUCUGGGCCUUGGUUUCCCACCACUCUCAUGGUGAGGUUGAGAAAAGAACAGAGACUCAGAAAACAGAGAGAAAAGCAAAAAAAGAAAGAUAUUUCGAAAGCGAGAGUGAAAGUACCAUCACUUUUAUGGACGAGAUUCCACCACAAAAUCCUGCAGAUCCACCAGUUGUUAACGGAAAUAUGGCAGCAUUCCAGAAUUUGGAUUCUUUCAUCCUAAAUCCCAUUCCAAAAGCCGCCAACUUCGAACUGAAGCCGCUUAUGUUUCAAAUGCUUCAGACAUUAGGACAGUUCGGGGGGCGUGAACACAAAGAUCCUCAUGAUCAUCUCAAAACUUUUUUUCAAAUAGCUGGUGCAUUUAGAUUUCCAAAUAUAACUGAUGAUGCAUUAAGGUUAACUCUUUUCCCAUUUUCUCUUAAGGAUCGGGCAAGAACAUGGCUCAACUUGUUCCCGCCAGGAUCAAUUACAACAUGGAAUUCGCUAGUAGAGAAGUUCCUUACAAAGUAUUUUCCUCCUACUCGCCAUGCUGACAUCAGCGAAGAGAUUGUCACCUUUAGACAAUAUGAUCGUGAACCAGUGCACGAGGCAUGGGAGAGAUUCAAAGAGUUGCUGCGAAAGUGUCCGAACCAUGGAUUACCAGCAUGUAUCCAGAUUGAGCAUUUCUUCAGAGGUUUGGACCACCCCACUAAGAUGAUGCUCAACAACGCCGCAAAUGGAGCUUUCACGAAGAAAACCUUCAACGAAAUAGUUGAUAUUUUGGAGGACCUAGCAUCCCACAAUGAGCUAUGGUGUUCUCAAAGGUCGAAACCUGCACCUAAGAAGCAAGAUCAAGCGGGUGUAUUGGCGUUGGACAUAGUAACUUCAAUGCAGAAGGAAAUAGUGACGAUGAACCAAAUGGUCAAGGAGUUGGCCCUAGAAAGGAAGAGUGCACCAACAACAACCGUGCAACUAGAAUAUGCUUCUCCUGUCAUGGGAACAAUCGAAACUUCAACCUCUAUUCAAACACGUACAAUUCGGGGUGGAGACAUCAUCCCAACAUUUCAUGAGGAGGUCAAGGAAGUUCCAGUGGAGCGACCCAAGGGCAGAACCAGCAAUAUAAGCAGCCCUAUGUCCCUCCUACUUUUUCAAGUUUUUAUGGAUGACUUUUCAGUUUUUGGAAAUUCUUUUGAUAAUUGUUUAUUGAAUUUAGAAAAUGUUUUACAAAGAUGUGAGCACACAAAUCUUGUUUUAAAUUGGGAGAAGUGCCAUUUUAUGGCACGAGAAGGGAUAGUUCUAGGCCAUAAGAUUUCGAAAAAUGGGAUUGAGGUGGAUCGUGCUAAAAUUGAUGUUAUUUCAAAAUUACCACCUUCCACAAAUGUUAAAGGAAUAAGAAGUUUUUUAGGCCAUGGGGGUUUCUAUCGACGUUUUAUAAAAGAUUUUGCAAAGAUUUCAAAACCCCUUUGCCAACUUUUGGAAAAUGAUAGACUAUUCUUAUUUGAUAAUGCUUGCAUGAUAGCUUUUGAAACUUUAAAAACUGCUUUGAGCUCGGCUCCAAUAAUUAUAGAACCUAACUGGGAGUUACCUUUUGAACUUAUUUAUGAUGCUAGUGAUUAUGCUUUAGGGGUCAUGUUAGGUCAAAGAAGGAAUAAGUUUUUACAUCGAGUAUAUUAUGCAAGUAAGACUUUAACGGGGGCACAACUAAACUGCACCACUACUAAAAAAGAAUUGUUAGCAGUUGUGUUUGCUUUUGAUAAGCUUAGGUCUUACAUGAUAGGGACAAAAGUAAUUGUUUAUACUGAUCAUUCUGGUCUAAAGUAUUUAUUUGCAAAGAAGGAUGCAAAACCACGUUUGAUACGAUGGAUUUUGCUACUUCAAGAGUUUGAUAUAGAAGUAAGGGACCGAAGGUCAAGCAGAGAUUCGAGAACAAUUCGUAGAUGA
Molecule: messenger RNA, 4743 nt
Organism: Momordica charantia (bitter melon)
Lineage: Eukaryota; Viridiplantae; Streptophyta; Magnoliopsida; Cucurbitales; Cucurbitaceae
Source: RefSeq, a predicted model, not a curated record